Messenger RNA from Postia placenta MAD-698-R-SB12, 1026 nucleotides. RefSeq lists its product as hypothetical. Bases 33 to 1004 code for a protein of 323 amino acids. NCBI's taxonomy places the organism in Eukaryota, Fungi, Basidiomycota, Agaricomycetes, Polyporales, Adustoporiaceae. Gene Ontology annotation, molecular function: thiolester hydrolase activity; palmitoyl hydrolase activity. The transcript is spliced from 4 exons. Gene Ontology annotation, cellular component: lysosome. The record is from RefSeq and is a predicted model, not a curated record.
CUCUGCGCGCACAGCACUUGGCAGCUUCCAAAAUGUUGCGAGGACUUAUAACCUGCAUACUCCUCUUUAUGAAUGUGUUUCUUGGCGCCUUGGGCUCGCCGGCUCUACUGCGUGUCUCGCAACCACGCCCUCUUGUGAUAUGGCACGGGCUUGGCGACUCCUAUGCCUCGCCUGGGAUACUUGAGUUCAUCUCCAUGAUUAAGGACAUACACCCUGGCAUCUUUGUUCACUCAAUUUACCUGGACGAGAACCUGGAUGAGGAUCAGAAAGCGACUUUUUACGGGAGCGUGAACGAGCAAGUGCAACGCGUCUCAGAGCAGCUGGCUAACAUUACAGAGCUUGCGGGAGGGUUUGACGCCAUGGGGUUCUCGCAAGGCGGCCAGUUCUUGCGCGCAUACGUCGAGCGCUACAACUCCCCGCCCGUCUACAACCUCGUCACGUUUGGCUCGCAGCAUAUGGGCAUCUCCGACAUCCCUGGCUGCCGCCCGUGGGACGUCGUCUGCCAGCUCGCGCGCCGCGCCGCGAUGGGCGGCGUCUAUACCGAAUGGGCACAGCACAACCUUGUGCAGGCGCAGUACUACCGCGACCCCGCGCGCCUCACGAUGUACCUCGCCUCGAACCUCUUUCUCGCCGACAUCAAUAACGAGAUCCCCGAUGCUGCCAACGGCUCGUACGCACCUCGCCUUGCCUCGCUCGAGAAGCUGGUGCUGGUGUUGUUCCUGCAGGACAAGACCGUCGUGCCGAAGGAGAGCAGCUGGUUCGGGUCGUACGCCGAGCCCGGCACGGGCUCGAAGGAGAAGACGAUCGUGCCAAUGCGCCUGCAGCCGCUGUACGUCGAGGACUGGAUCGGGCUGCGUGCGCUCGAUGAGCGCGGUGCGGUGUCCUUCGAGACCUGUGCCGGAGAGCACAUGGUCAUGGCGCGAGAUUGCUGGGAGCCUCUCGUAAAGCGGUUCGUGGGCGCGCCUGUGCGCGACGCGCAUGCAGACGGGCUACUUGUACAAUGACCUGCAUCCCCCGUGUCCACAA